Molecule: messenger RNA, 1028 nt
Organism: Vespa crabro (European hornet)
Lineage: Eukaryota; Metazoa; Arthropoda; Insecta; Hymenoptera; Vespidae
Exons: 3
Coding region: 300-788 (162 amino acids)
Biological process (GO): maturation of SSU-rRNA from tricistronic rRNA transcript (SSU-rRNA, 5.8S rRNA, LSU-rRNA)
Cellular component (GO): nucleus
Source: RefSeq, a predicted model, not a curated record
GACGAAGUGCAUGGUAGAAUUAAUGUUCGAAGGGAAUGCCUUCGUGUAUUAUUUAACUGUUUGUUAUAAUAUUUGAAAAAUACAACAUUGUUUAAUAAUAACAUAUAAUUUUUGUAAAGUGUGCGUAAUUCUUUAUUAAAAGUUAUAAAGCUUUAUUAGAACUAAAAGUAACGAAUCAUCGUAAGAUAUUUUCUACUCACAUUCUGAACAUAAACCAUAACCUCAAAAAUGAGUGUGUGUUAAAUAUAAUUGAAAUAAGUAUUCUAUUUCGUAAUCUUUUAAAUAGGAAUAUUUAAUUUAUGAUGGAAAAGACCAAGGAUUUUUUUCUUUCUGUAACAACGCGUGUUUUUAGUAACUGGACAGCAUUGAGACUGGCUGUCGAACAUGGUAUGGGAUCCAGAGAUAAAGCCGAUCUAUUUUGUCACUAUAUUACCGACUUUAUAUAUAUCAACGAAGGAUUGUGCAGCAGUGAAAUUGCGUGCGAACUAGAAGACUUCAUGGAUGAACAAUUUAAUACAGAACUUCAAGAUUUAAGUUGUAAACAAGUAGCAGAAGAGUUAUAUAAAUUUUAUCGUUAUUGUGUUGAGGGUAAUGAAGCACAGGCUGUGAUUGAGUUUGAAAAAUUGCCGCCAUUACAACCAUGGAUUGUAUCAUGUUUACCAAAGAAAAUUAAUAAGGAAUCUAUUGCAUUUGAAAAUAAUAGUGGUUCUGAAAGUGAUGAAAUAGAAGAAAGUAUGGAAACUGAAGAUACAGAAUGGACACAAGUAAAGCCAAGGCGGAAAAAAUAAUUUCCAAUGAUUCAAGACACUUGCAUGAUGCAAAUCUUUAUUACAAAAGAAAAGAAAAAGAUUUAUUGUAGUAUACUUUUAUUAUUUUUCUUGCAUCAAAGUUUCUUAUAGUCAAUUUCUUAUUUAUUCAGUCUUUGCAAUAAUUGGAUCACUUAAUUUUCACGCCCGCCUCCUGCAUCUGUAAAGAAAAUUAAGUACAAUUUAAUGUAAUGGUAUCGAAUAUAGAAACUUAAUAUUUUA